AUGGCCUCAGACCACCAGACCCAAGCGGGCAAGCCACAGCCCCCUCAACUUGCUAUCAUCAUCUUUGAGCAAGAGAACUUCCAGGGCCACUCGCACGAGCUCAGCGGGCCCUGCCCCAACCUGAAGGAGACUGGCGUGGAGAAGGCAGGCUCCGUCCUGGUGCAGGCUGGACCCUGGGUGGGCUACGAACAAGCCAACUGCAAGGGUGAGCAGUUUGUGUUCGAGAAGGGCGAGUACCCCCGCUGGGACUCAUGGACCAGCAGUCGGAGGACGGACUCCCUCAGCUCCCUGAGGCCCAUCAAAGUGGGCUUUAGGGACCAGGAGGGAGCCUUCGCCUCCAGCAUCGUGACCCUUCUAAUGCGCAGGGUGCGCUUCCUGGCUGUGUGGGUCGGCUACCAGUACCCCGGCUACCGCGGGCUGCAGUACCUGCUGGAGAAGGGAGACUACAAGGACAGCGGUGACUUUGGGGCUCCCCACCCCCAGGUGCAGUCCGUGCGCCGCAUCCGCGACAUGCAGUGGCACCAACGGGGCGCCUUCCACCCCUCCAACUAG
Messenger RNA from Puma concolor (puma), 552 nucleotides. The record is from RefSeq and is a predicted model, not a curated record. Lineage: Eukaryota; Metazoa; Chordata; Mammalia; Carnivora; Felidae.